Purpureocillium takamizusanense is the source of this 430-nucleotide messenger RNA. RefSeq lists its product as uncharacterized. The transcript is spliced from 2 exons. NCBI's taxonomy places the organism in Eukaryota, Fungi, Ascomycota, Sordariomycetes, Hypocreales, Ophiocordycipitaceae. The record is from RefSeq and is a predicted model, not a curated record. The coding region runs from base 53 to 430 and encodes 125 amino acids.
CAAGCUCCCUCCGCGGUCUUUGACGCCGUCAACAACAGUUAGCCAGACCACCAUGGACGACGACGGCGGCGGCAUUCUCAAUAUUGAGCUCUCAGACACCGAGGAUGUCAUUGAGAAGCAGGCCAACCGCACCGGCCAGUCCGAGGCUGAGUUCCAGGCCGUCAAGGCCGACUACAAGGCCAAGGUAGAAAACGGCGAGAUAUUCAAGACAAUCAGUCUGCCUCUGGCCCCUGGGGCCGGCAAGAUGGCUCUCCAGCAAGUCGUUCACGCCAUCGAGGAGCUCUACUACUUUCGUCGCUACCAGGAAGCGCUCGACUUCAUCAAGACGCUCACUGAUGACGGCAGUCAACGAGCCUUUGAUCAGGACACGCGCAACCUUGUUGACAACUACGAAGCCAGAUGUUAUCGAAAGUUGAAUCCAUCCAGUUGA